Protomyces lactucae-debilis is the source of this 1215-nucleotide messenger RNA. RefSeq lists its product as uncharacterized. Lineage: Eukaryota; Fungi; Ascomycota; Taphrinomycetes; Taphrinales; Protomycetaceae. Gene Ontology annotation, molecular function: zinc ion binding; DNA-binding transcription factor activity, RNA polymerase II-specific. Gene Ontology annotation, biological process: regulation of DNA-templated transcription. The transcript has a single exon. The coding region runs from base 1 to 1215 and encodes 404 amino acids. The record is from RefSeq and is a predicted model, not a curated record.
AUGCGACCCAUGCUCGCGCCUACUGCGCUCCUCCUUCAAGGCGAUAAACCUGCGCCUGACUUGUUUUAUCCAUCUCACUCUACACAGGGCGAGGCUGUACAACUUGGUAAGAAACGAGCCGCUUCACCAUUGCCUGUCGGCGGACAACCCACCACGGCUUCUUCCGAGACUGCUUACCGCGCCACCUCUGCUGAUACACGGCAAGACUUUGUUGGUCAAGAGGGAGAGGGUUUGAAGUCUGCUGAACCAAUUUCAAGUGAAAUCUCACUCGAUAACCUCGUGGAAGGGUCACGUCGCAAGCGCAACAAGUUUGGUAAUGAUUUGCCAUUACUCCCCUUCCCUAUUCACGACGCUAGUAGUCACUAUGGAGCGAGUGUAUUGGCAAGCAUGCCGCAUGAGCAUUAUCAUGGUCGCUCGUACUCAAUGAGCCAAAUUCCAGCUCGACAAAGUUCUGGUAUGCCCUUUGGUGGUGGUCACCAUCACACCCCCUCCUUUGCAAGUCUACCAGGUCGUGUCUCAUUCCCUACACCAGCACCAACAACCAUCAGUGAUGAAGAUGUCGCCAUGCAACUCAUUCGGCUCGGCGACCCCUCCUUAUCGCCCUUCAAGUGCCCGAGUGAAAAAUCAAGCAGUCCUGUUCCCGCACUGCAGACAGCACUUCAACUCAAAGCCAUGCAUGAUGGCAUUGACCCUGCACAAGCAUUUUUACAGCAUCAACAACAAUCAGGCGCAACAAUCCCGUCUACAAAGCGUGAAAUGACAUACCCCUCGAGUCCACCGAGUAGCUUGAAUGAGCAGCAACAAGAAAUGCAAAGCGCUAUGGGAUCAAGGAUUGGGUAUGGGUAUGAGGAGUUGCCUGUACAAAAAGCACGACACCGCGCUAGUUCUGUUACAAGUGAUGGGACCGUCAAGGAAGAGUUGGAAGCAGCGAGUGAUGAAGUGGAUAUUCCACGACCACAAAACUUGCCUAAACUCAAUAACGGCGCCGCGAAUGGGUUUGAUUUCGCACAGCCGGCGGGUACAGGCAGGCCACCGAAGCAAGAUGGACGGAGUAUCGGUGUGCGUUGCACGCGUUGCAAGAAAUCAAAAAAGGGGUGUGAUAGACAGCGGCCGUGUGGUCGGUGUGCGGAUGCAGGUGAGGAUUGUGUCACUGAGGAUGAAGGAUCUGGUCGUGGCCGCACACACAGAGGCAAUGGACGCAAGAAACGGGUCUAA